This is a messenger RNA of Prorocentrum cordatum, 693 nucleotides long. Lineage: Eukaryota; Dinophyceae; Prorocentrales; Prorocentraceae. The record is from the annotation of a GenBank genome assembly.
GAGCCCGACCUCGCGAAGGAGUACGACGCGGAGGACGCCAGCAGCGACGAAGGGUGUUCGAAGGCCCGGUGGCCAUCGAUCCAGACGCGUGUGGCGAAGUUCUCCACGUGCAUCAUCGCGUCGGUCUGCCUCGCGGCGCUGGCGGCGCUCCUCAAACUCUCGUCGCUAGGAAUACAGGAGCCGCCGUCGUACCCGCCGGGCUUUAACUACACCGAGGUGAUACUCGGCUACGACCAGCCCGCCCUGAGCGCCGCCUGGGCAGAGCUCCAGGAGAGUCUGGCGCAGGCGCUGAUGGACUGGUUCGGGAAAGAGGGCCCGGUGUACCACGACGACGGGCCCGAACCCGGGACUUGGAUGAGCCUUGUUGUCAGCCCGUUUGAGAACAAGACGUUCAGAGUACUGAUUGCCAGCUACGUUGAGGAUGAUAGUGAGGAGGCAGCGGAGCGCCUCCAGACUAACUUGGCGAAGCUGCAGGAGACGCGCUCCGAUGACAUCUUCGAGGUUGCCAUGUUUCUGUACGACGGCUCAGAUAAGCACUUCAGAGAAAGGCCGUGGUACGCCGACCCAAACGGCGUGGUGGUGCUGCGGCGGAUGGAGAAGCUGUGCAAGGCUGAGGCGUUGUACCUCAUUACCCCAGACCUGGCAUCCAACUAUAGUCACAUAUGGCUUCUUGAUGGAUGGGGGGCGGCCUGA